AUCACAAUAUUAUUUUAUUUUAUUUAGAUUUUAGACAAAUUGUUUAUGCUGUUUUUAAUAUCGAAUAUUCUGUUAAACCAAAUUGUCUAUGUUCAUUUAUUAACGUUCUGUGCACAAGUUUCUAUUCGAGGCAAUAGGCCUGAGGAAUGAUAGCAAAAGUAUAACGCCAUGGCGCAGUCUGACCAGUGGAAGGUCUUGGUAAAAAACUUUCCGUGUCUCUAUGACACAAAUAACCCUCAUUUCUUGAAUGAGGAGUUGAAGGCGCGCUGUCUUGAACAGCUUUUAGAGAUGUGCAACAAAGAAGGUGACCAAAUGGACAUGGAAACACUGAAGCAAAGGGUGUCCGGGCUUAUAACAACCUCGAGUAUGCGACAGUUGGUUGUAGCCAAUAAUGCGAAAUCAGACCGAUUUCUGGAAAUGGCCCAAGAGUUCCCAUCUCUGUGGGACCCUCGAGACUUGAACUACAGAAAUGGAUAUGUAAGAAGGCUCAGCUAUGAGAAGCUCUUAGAGAAGUACAACAGAGAGUCGCCAGUGAAAAUGACCAUGGAGGAUCUCAGGAAGAAUUUUUACAAUUUGACCAGGCGUUUGACGCAUGCCAGUAAGAUUGGAACCAAUAAUGCAACAAGUUGCCAAUUGCCAGUAACCUCGGAGCCGGUAACAGACCGAUUUCUGGAAAUGGCCCGAGAGUUCCCAUGCCUGUGGGACUGUCGAGACUUGAACUUCAGAAUUCAAAGUGUAAGAAAGCUUAGCUAUAAGCAGUUUUUAGAGAAAUACAACAGGGAGUCGUCAGUGCCACUGACCAUGGAGGAUCUCAAGAGGAGCUUUUACAAUUUGACCAGGCGUAUGAAGCACGAUGUGGCGUAUGCCGGUCAGUUUGGUCGCCCAUCACCCAUAGCGAAAAAAGACCCAAUACUGGAAUUGGCACAAGAGUUCCCAUACUUGUGGGAUAGUCAACACUUAAAUUACAAGGAUGUAAAAUUGAAGAGGCGCGGCUACCAGCAGCUGUUAGAGAAAUAUAACAAAGAGUUAACAUCGAAAAUAACCGUUAAAAGUCUUAAGAAAAAAUUGAAUAAUAUGCAGAAGAGUCUAAAAUCGCAUCAGAAGUCUCGCAAAAAAGUUGGUAUUUUUUUAGGAUAUUUUUUUUUCUGGGCGUUAAAAUUGAGAUUACCUUAA
Molecule: messenger RNA, 1173 nt
Organism: Cydia splendana
Lineage: Eukaryota; Metazoa; Arthropoda; Insecta; Lepidoptera; Tortricidae
Exons: 4
Coding region: 169-1173 (334 amino acids)
Source: RefSeq, a predicted model, not a curated record